AUGCAGACUUUCUGAUCGCGCGCAGUGAAUUCGUGUCGCGGACUGGCCGAGAAGUCAGUCGCAACUUCCUCACCCGCGCCUUCCCAAUUGACAUUCGUGACAUCACCUCACCUUCGCAUCACGCGUCGCGCGCGCAAAUUCUCCCCAAUCUCGAAUUCUUCCCGCCCACUUUCUUUCGAACCCAAGAACACACACCAAUCACCUUCGCCUCAACGACCUAUCAGCACGAUGGAGCAGAGCCAUCAACUGUUCGAGAGCCCCGAGCUGGUGGAACUCAUCAUCCUCCAGCUCUCCCCGUACGACAUCGUCAAAGUCCAACUCGUGGCGAAGAUGUGGCGAGACCUCAUCAACAGGAAGUCUGAACGCAUGAAUCUCGCCAAAUGCGCCAAACCUUCCAAGAUUGAAGCUCAAGAACUCCCGUUAUGCGCCGUCGUCCCCCCUGUCUAUCAAGAAGAUCUCGGCUUGUCGCCUCGCAUCAUCGAUGGUGAAGAUCACUACACCUUCGACAACAGCGGAAAUAGUGUAACCGGCAUCGAAAAGAAAGGACUUCAGAUUUCGCUGACGAAAAGCCGUCGCAUCGAAUCUUCGAACUAUGGCCCCGAAGAUUUCAUCACUGUGCCUCGCUGCCAGGCUGUGGGCCUUACAGUGGUGUUCUACAACAAGGGAUGGGUCCAUAUCGAAUCGACCGUCUAUACGAGAUGUGGAGUCACCUUCGGUGAUGUCCUAUUCGCAAUAGAUGCUAUGACUAUGAGCCAGUCACCACAUGGGCUCACGAUGAUCAUGACCUGGAACCAGGGCACGCGGCUACCGGUGCAGGGAGAACGCGGGAGUCUGCCAGCGAGCCCUAGGGUUGGUUGAGCGGGCGACACUCCGGACAUGCUGUUCCCAUGCACAGUGAAAUAAACGAUGGCGCGACGAGGAAGUGAUACAUGACGGAUAGGAUUUUGCACGUCAAACAGGGGCCUUCGGUUCUGGAGGCGGACAACACACGGACGCAUCGUCAACAGAGCGAUUUUCCGGUAGUACGAGAGCAGACUAAGCGAACUGCAGCUUGCGUAAUGUCGAAGGU
Molecule: messenger RNA, 1069 nt
Organism: Neohortaea acidophila
Lineage: Eukaryota; Fungi; Ascomycota; Dothideomycetes; Mycosphaerellales; Teratosphaeriaceae
Exons: 1
Coding region: 229-858 (209 amino acids)
Molecular function (GO): protein binding
Source: RefSeq, a predicted model, not a curated record